Molecule: messenger RNA, 1051 nt
Organism: Dreissena polymorpha
Lineage: Eukaryota; Metazoa; Mollusca; Bivalvia; Myida; Dreissenidae
Exons: 5
Coding region: 198-704 (168 amino acids)
Source: RefSeq, a predicted model, not a curated record
AAGGAGACGUCGUAUUAUUAACAGUCAUUUCUUCAGAAAUUACAUAGAUAGGUCGAUCUGGUGUUUGAUAGUGCGUCGAUAUGACAUUUUAUUUUUGUGUGAAAUAAUUUGGAAUAUAUAUUUCAUGUAAUGGGUGUUUAGGUUUGUUUUUAAUUGCGCACGUACUUAACGUUGUUUUAUUUCUUUAGGUGCGCGUCAUGAUUCCAUCGGCGUUCUCGGUGGCGGUGGUAUUUCUUUCGUGUUUCUACAUUGUGCGAUGUAAUGUGCUAAGUCCAUGUAAUGCAGCGGUAGAGUGUGCAAAUAGUACCACCGUUUGUGAGAAUGAUUUCUGUCAUAUACAGGCCGGUCAAGUAUGCACAAUUGAAACUAUAACAACCCAAGCAUCGACAACCUCGGCACCAACAACCACUGCGGCAACAACAACUACUGCGACACCUACAACUACAACAACACUUGCUCCACCACCUAACGAAGCAAAAUUGGAAAAUCGAAGAAAACGAAGUGCAGGCCAACAGCAGUGCGUUUCAAACGCAAGUUGUGUAUCAGGCCAAAAAACCAACACAACACCGGUAUGCGCGUGUAAUUAUGGCUAUACUGAAGUUAAUGGAAGGUGCAACAAAGAUCCUGACAAUGGCGCAGGACGUUUGAGAGUGACGGAAUUUUGCACUGUAAUGGUGACGACAGUGCUGCUGUUUCUCAUCUAGAAAAUCCAUCAGUGCUGCAGUGGUCCAUUGACUUGUCGGUACAAUUGCCUGCCGUACGAAAUAACUCUAUAUCUCAUGAAACAAAUAUUUUGUAAAUACUUAAAUCUUAACCAGUCGUGUACAGUAGACCACAUUUAGUUUGUAUUUGCAUAUCACUUUGAAAGUUCAUUUAUCGAUACAGAAAAUAUCUAUUCAAACGCUUAAACAACUACAACAGAAACACAACUUUCACAAUCUUACGAUUUCACAAACAAAGAGCAGUCAUUUUGAGCGGUGUUCUUUGGGAAGCGGACAACGAAAACGAACGAGGCCAAGUAUUGUAAUGCGCAUUGGGGGGGGGGGGGGGG